AUGUUAUUUCUUUGAGAACAAUACUGUUUUUUUUUUCAUCAAUCCAUCGAACGUGUGGGUAUUACCUAUGUAGUAAGUAUAAAUAAUAAAGGAACACUUACGUAUAAAAGGAACGUAUCACGGCAUAUGAGCAUUAUUCGUCCACAACUCUUUAUCCUUAAAUAGGAAAAGCAAUUCUGACACAAUGAAGUGCAUCUACGUGUUGUCUGCUCUGCUGGUCUUUGCUGCUGUCCAGGCUGAGGACAAGUACAGCACGGAGAAUGAUGACCUGGACAUCGAUGCAGUGGUGGCUGACGUGGAUGCUCUCAGGGGAUUUGUAGGAUGCUUCAUGGACUCUGUGACCUGCCACGCUGUUGCUGCUGAUUUCAAAAAGGAUCUCCCCGAGGCGGUGGCGACGAGCUGCUCUAAAUGUACAGAAGCCCAGAAGCAUAUCUUCCACAGGUUCCUCCUUGGACUGAAGCAGAAGCUGCCUGCUGAUUACGAGGCCUUCAAGAAGAAGUUCGACCCUGAGGGUCAACACUUCCACGCUCUCGAGGCCAAUGUCUCCAACUCUUAAAGACCUUUAAUAAAGCACAGACUAUACAGCUUUCAUUAUGUAUUAUCAUCAUUCAAUUAAUUAAAAUAUGCGAGUUAUUUACAAGAAUUAUUUGAGAAAAUUUCAAAGAAUACGAGUCACAGUUUGACUUGAAACUGGUAGAGAUUUUCUCGAAAAGUUCGUGUUAUUAAUUCAAUUAAUUUAGUAUGUCUCAUGAUAGUCAUAUUAUACAUAAUUUUGUUGCCAUACUGUGAAACAAAUUAUUAUAAUAUUCUACAGAUAAAGGAUCAAAGUUGUCUAGUCUGUGUGAUACUUAAUACCUAAUGAGUAAGCUUAAUUCUUUUAAACCCGACCUUGUAAUAACUGCAGUAGUCUAUGUCAUAUGCAUUUAUUCUAAGCAAGGAUAAUGGAUUUACUCUCAAAGUUUUUGUCGUGUCUUCAUAGAAUAAGAACUAUAAAUUGUAUUUUAUUUUAUUUUAUCAUUAACGUUGAAGCAUAUCUAAUAACAAAAAGCGAAAGAUUGUAUGAUAAGAUGCAGUUAUAUUUUCAAUAAAAUCUCCGUAUGAUAUAA
Messenger RNA from Spodoptera frugiperda (fall armyworm), 1106 nucleotides. RefSeq names its product ejaculatory bulb-specific protein 3 (gene CSP7). The transcript has 3 exons. Bases 185 to 556 code for a protein of 123 amino acids. Lineage: Eukaryota; Metazoa; Arthropoda; Insecta; Lepidoptera; Noctuidae. The record is from RefSeq and is a predicted model, not a curated record.